AUGGAGCAGUAUUUAAAGAAAAUAUGGUAUGAUCCGCGGCACCCUGGUUCCUUUGCUGGUGCAACUAAACUAUACGAAAUUGUAAAAAAAGAGGGAAUCUAUAAUAUUGGUUUAAAUCGAAUCAAAGAGUUUUUACAAAAUCAAGAUGCAUUUUCGCUGCAAAAAAAAGUGAGGCGCCGAUUUAAGAGAAGACGUGUGAUAGUGCAGGGAAUAGACUAUCAGUGGGAAGCAGACUUGGCCGACGUGCAAAACCUCUCCGAGAACAAUAACGGAAUAAGGUAUCUCUUGGUUGUCGUUGAUGUAUUUUCUCGAUUUAUGUGGGUGAGACCUUUGAAAGAUAAAAAAGCUCAGUCGAUCAUUGAUGCAUUCAGAGACAUUUUGAGUGGUCCUCGACAACCCAAAGCUAUCCGGACGGAUAAAGGGUCGGAAUUUAACAAUCGGUACUUGAAACGAUAUCUACAGGAAAAAGGCAUUAAAAUUUUUUAUGCCUUAAACGAGACCAAGGCCAAUUUUGCCGAAAGGUACAUUCAAACGUUAAAGAAGAGAUUGUAUAGAUAUUUUACGCAUACUCAAAAACACAAGUACAUAAACAUUUUACAAGAUGUGGUGAUGUCUAUCAACGAAACACCCAACCGCUCCCUAAACGGAAGAGCUCCAGCCUCUGUCGACGCAGAGAACGAAUCGGAAGUGAGACUGGAUGCUUACUUGGUGAGACGAAAAGCUCAGAAAAAAAGACUGAAUAUUAAAAAGUCGUCAAAACGAAAACGCACAGCGUAUACCCUUAAGAUAGGCGAUCAGGUGCGCAUUUCUCACUUAAGACGCCAGUUUCAACGUGACUAUGAUCAGACUUUUACCGAAGAAAUUUUCAUUGUGAGCCAUCGCUUCGUUUCACAAGGCAUCCCUAUUUACAAGCUUAAGGAUAUGAUGAACGAACCAAUUCAAGGUAGUUUUUAUGCCAGCGAACUUCAGAAGGUAUCCAAAGACGAACAGACACAAUGGAGAAUCGAAAAAAUCAUCAGGAAACGGAAAGUACGCGGAAAACCGGAAGUACUUGUACGUUGGUUAGGUUGGCCCAAGAAAUUCGACAGUUGGAUUCCAGAAAUCGAUGUCAAAAACAUUUGA
Magallana angulata is the source of this 1122-nucleotide messenger RNA. RefSeq lists its product as uncharacterized. The transcript has a single exon. Lineage: Eukaryota; Metazoa; Mollusca; Bivalvia; Ostreida; Ostreidae. Gene Ontology annotation, molecular function: nucleic acid binding. Gene Ontology annotation, biological process: DNA integration. Bases 1 to 1122 code for a protein of 373 amino acids. The record is from RefSeq and is a predicted model, not a curated record.